Suillus fuscotomentosus is the source of this 1539-nucleotide messenger RNA. RefSeq lists its product as uncharacterized. The coding region runs from base 1 to 1539 and encodes 512 amino acids. NCBI's taxonomy places the organism in Eukaryota, Fungi, Basidiomycota, Agaricomycetes, Boletales, Suillaceae. The record is from RefSeq and is a predicted model, not a curated record. The transcript has 7 exons.
AUGUUGCUCCAGCGCUAUCCCGUGCGGUCCAACUCAAAUUCGAGAAGCACAUGUGCCUCACGUUCAGCAAAUGGCAUGUUAGCACCACCCACUGCUGUGCCUCGAGGCAGGAGCUGUUCGAUUUCUAGUACCCGGAAUAACUCUCAACCUCCUUCAGUGUCCAGAUCUGCAGGACACAUCAGUCGUGCACACUCGCCGCUUUCCCAUGCCAUAACUAUCAAUCAUGCUUCUCCAGGUCAAACUGACGUUCCCUCUCGCCGGUGUGCUUCACCAAAUGACUCACUGGACGAGCCUAUUAGUGCUGGCGUGCGUCGCCAGAGAUCCUCUAGCACUGACUGUAACGACCCAUCAAUGUUUACGCCUGGACUCACAAAGCGACUCAAAUUGUACACAAUGAAAGUUGCUGAAGAGAGAGGUGUCGAUAAGGAUCAUCUCGUUGACUUUACUGGAGGAAUUGCCUAUAUGCUCAUCGAUCUUAAGGCCACCAUGAUGUUAUUUAGUGCGGCGAACCGGAAGUCUCUCCUUGCAGAAAUCAAGGAACUAAUAGAAUCCAAAGAUUUCAAGUCGGGUCUUCAGAACCGCCUCACAGCUUGUGUGUUAUCACCUAAUCUCACUGCAUAUGUCAACGACACACUGGAACAUGUCAUGGAAUUUAUCAAGAAAAACAGCGAGAUAUUCAAGGUCCCGCCGUUCCUCUUUGAAGACAUUGAGCUCACCGCACAAUUAUCGACACUUGUCAGUGAAGCGCUUUCGUGCAUUCGCGGCAAUGUAAAGGCUAAGCUGAUGUCGUCAAUCAUAAAACGCUUGAGUAUCAUAGAUACCGCAAGAUCACUGGCUCAUGGUUGCCUAGAGGUUGAUGCAUUGCAUUGGAAUAGAUACGCGUUUUUGCGGCGCUGCCUGCGCAUUUUUCUUAUCGGCACUGGUAACUACAAGACCAUUCCUCUACAGGAUAUUUAUUCUCCGUCCCUCCUUCCGUCCCUCCACCGAGACCUUCGUGUCAAAGUCGGUGAUGCACUUGGCAUCAAUGUUGGAUUGGAUGACUUCGACUCCGACCCCAUAGUUGAAGGUGGUGGCCAAGUUGAUGAGAAUGGCGCAGACGGCAUGGGAGGCAUUGAAGGUAGCAUGAAUGGUGCGAAUGCUGAAGAUGGCAGAACUGAUCUCAAUAUCAACCACGAUGGCCCGGGAGAUGGUGACGAGGAUGAGCCUGAGAGAGAUUUGUCUGGUGUGGCAGAGAAGGAGAAGUACGAACUUGACCCCAAUGACUCGGGAUUCAGGGGCAACGGAAAGCGCACCAUUUUCACAUCAAGCAAGUUUUGGAGGUUCGUGGAUGCCUCACUUGAGGGUGUUCGCAAAAUGGGAAAGGCUGAGGCAGAGGAACUUGGUGAUGGAACACCGGCUGAGAAUAUCGUCAGGAACAUCCUGGUUGAAUAUUUCCAGCAGGACCUCGCCGAAUUUCCAGGGAAGAGAAGUGUCCCAAAACUUCUUUCCGUUGCCAAUCCUCAGUGGCAGACAAAGAUUCAGACUGAUCUACUUUGGUAG